GCUUCCGCUCGGUGCCCGAGAUCAGCUUCUUGUUUGGCUUGAUGGACACGGAGGUCGUGCGCAAGGUGCGCAAGCGCGCGCGCCGCGCGCAGGAGGACACGGCCGCGCAGGAGGCGCAGCCCACCGAGUACACGAACAAGAAGGACCGCAAGGACGCGCAGGCGCGCCGGCUCGAGGUGCUGCAGUCCACGCUGACCACGCUGGGCAAGCGCGAGCCGCGCCGCCGCCAGCCGCUCUUCGACGUGGUGAUCAACCCCAAGAGCUUCACGCAGACGGUGGAGAAUUUGUUUGACACGUCGUUCUUAGUGCGUAACAGCGCGGCGGAAGUUGGCAUUGAUGAGGAGACGGGGAUGCCCUACAUCUAUAACCACGAGGGAGAAGAGGACAAGAACUUGCCCCCGUCAACACAAAGCAUCAUCAGUAUCACGCCGGCGCAGUGGGAGCAGUUCGCUCAAGUAACUGGGCGCGAUGAGCCUCUGCUCGGCCACCGCACGUAGGUGGCUGGACAAUUGCGUCCAGCUUAUCAGGUGGUGCCUAUUGAUAUUUCCUUAAUUGCGAUCCUUUUAUUGCUACUUG
Messenger RNA from Phytophthora sojae, 576 nucleotides. RefSeq lists its product as hypothetical. Gene Ontology annotation, biological process: DNA repair. Gene Ontology annotation, cellular component: Smc5-Smc6 complex; nucleus. Bases 42 to 497 code for a protein of 151 amino acids. NCBI's taxonomy places the organism in Eukaryota, Oomycota, Peronosporomycetes, Peronosporales, Peronosporaceae. The transcript is spliced from 3 exons. The record is from RefSeq and is a predicted model, not a curated record.